CUCGUAAGAUUAAAACCAAUUCAUGCAAAUUUUAGAUAAAGCCGUGGCAGACAAUGAAUUAUUAUUAUUAUUAUUAUUAUUAUUCCGACUAUCUUCUCUUUUGUCGGUGUUUGAUGAUGACAGUGGUUGACGAACCAACUAAUCUUAACAAAUACCAGCAAUUACUUGGAGCGAUAACAACAUUUACAGGUGACGGUGUGACUACCAGCAGAAUAUUUGUGCUAGAAACAUUUUCAGGCCAACCCCGCAACACUGUCGAUACCAAUAACCAUCCAUCUUCAUCGCAAGUACCCCAAGAUAUAACUAACGAGGCUGGUAAGCUAGACAAAGAGUUAAUUUUUCUGUCUUCCUUUCAAGAUCAUUCAUUGCGUUUUUGGAUUGUAUCUGAAUGAUGACAGAGGCAAGUGGAACAGAGGAUGACGGCCUUUACUUGCCUGAACUGUACAAAGCAGUAGUCAAGGGUGAUUGGGAGAGUGCUACAACAUUCUUUCACUGUCAUUCUGCUGAUAUGGAUAAUCCUAGGAUCUCCAAACAGUUGAAAACGGCACUGCACUUGGCGGUUGGAACAGGGAGGUCGAAUCAUUUCGUUCAAAAGACACUGGACUGCAUGCAACCUUCCGAUCUUGCAUUGCAAGACGACAACGGAGAGACUGCCCUCACUAUCGCUGCAACAGUUGGGAACCUCGAAGCAGCGAAAUUGCUGGUGAACAAAAACCCAGAUUUGCCUAUACCAUCGCGGAGAAAGUGCACUGCCUCUGCACCGAGCAUCACGGCCGCAGAUGGCAUUCAGCCAAGUCCUUAUGAUGGUGAAUCUGGGGUCACAAUUCUAAUUCUCUUGGUCCUUGUUGGAUUCUACGAUGGGUGUCUAAUGAGAAAUUACUUGGCAGAUGUGGCUCUUGAUCUGCUUAAGAAAAACCCAGGAAUGGGAUCGCAGGUUUUUUGUAGGAGAAACUCCUCCGAGUAUUUUGGCUGUGUUCCCCCAAGGUUUGACAAGUUUACGGAAAACAGGAAUCGAGCAGACACUGAGAAUCCAGCUGAAAGCACAGAAGUGGAAGCGCAGACAUCCAGCUAUCUAAGAAAUUGCACUAGUUAUGUGUUUAAUCACCUUGGUGAUGAAUCCCAACUAUUCAUCCAAACCAAAUUUAUGCUUAAAUAUUUAAAAUUUGUGGUUAAACAUUACUCUGCUUUAGAACUUGAAAUUUUGGUCUAUAUGGCGGAAGCUCCUUGUGUCAUUUUGGGAAGAAGUAGAAAAAUUAGGAAUGGAACACCAAACUUGCCCGUCAAGAACAUCCGUGAGACGAAAGUAAUGCAUGAUCAAGUACUUGAAAUCGUUAGACUACUGUGCACCUAUGCUGCAGGCUUGGACGUCUCACAAGCAGCGGCAUUACUCAGAAAUCCACUCCUCCUUGCGGGAGAGUUUGGCAUUCCUAAGAUUAUUGAAGAAAUUGCUGAGCAAUUGCCUCAUAAGGUCAGGAAGUUUGACAGACAGGAGCAUGGUAUAUUCCAACGUGCAGUUAUAAGCAGUCGGCAUUUGGCACCUCCACAUCAACUCAAUCUGUUUUCUGGUGCUGCUUUGCAAAUGCAGCGAAAAUUACAGUGGUAUAAGUGUCAGAAUUACCAUUUUCAGGCAGUAGAAAAUUUUCUACCGCCAGCCUUUAGGGAGAUGAAAAAUCAUGAAGGAAAGAAACCUGCAGUGUUUACUGAGGCACACAAGGACCUUGUUAUAGAAGGAGAGAAAUGGAUGAAAGACACAGCCAACUCAUGCACGGUUGUUGUAGCACUUAUUGCAACAGUAGUCUUUGCUGCUGCGAUUACUGUGCCAGGCGGCAAUGCUGAUAGCGGCUACCGAAUCUUCUUCAGGGAAAAGGCCUUCAUUAUCUUCGCGGUUUCAGAUGCGCCGUCUCUAUUCUCAUCCACCGCUGCCAUUUUAAUGUUCUUGUCGAUCCUGACAGCACGACAUGCGGAGGAUGAUUUUCUCUACGCCUUGCCUGAGAGGCUAAUACUGGGUCUUCUCACUCUUUUUAUCUCCAUAACAUCCAUGAUGAUAGCGUUCAGCUCGACAUUAUAUCUAGUUUUUGGUCAGGUCAAGACGUGGAUUCUGACUUCAGUGGCGGGAUCAACCUGUUUACUUGUAGUUUUGUUUGUGUACCUGCAAUUCCCACUUCUUUUGGUUAUGAUCAAUUCCACGUACGGAGCAGGCAUUUUUGCUAAGCAAAGUAAGCGUCCGCUGUGCUAGAUUCGCAUCCGAUGGGGAAUUUUGGUUUGCAUAUUAUCGGGCCGUUCUUGUGUUUUAUCCAGGAGAGUCGAUGCCUUCCAUUUUCUAUUACGGAUUUUUCUUGUAAUUUCUAUUGCUAUCCAAGAAAAUUAGUGGAAACUUUGACGUGUAAUUCUAACAUGAUAUCACACGAUUGACGAUGAUGAUGACGAUUAUGAUGACGAUGAUGCUAAUCCAUU
Durio zibethinus is the source of this 2454-nucleotide messenger RNA. Lineage: Eukaryota; Viridiplantae; Streptophyta; Magnoliopsida; Malvales; Malvaceae. The record is from RefSeq and is a predicted model, not a curated record.